GGGGGGAAACAUUUGCUGUGGAGUGACGUUUGAGAAGAAAGUCCCAGGCUGUUCUCUAUUUAUAAUCGACAUAUGUUGUGGAUAUUGUUAGAAAACGUUGAACUCAACGUGUGCAUGUCUGGUUUUGCUCUAUCUCAUCCAUUGCACCUAUGUUAUUGUAGUUUGAAACUAUGAACAAAUGUUUUUUUUCAUUCGUUUAUAUCUUUUUUUGCUCGGUUUCUGCCUUUCCAGGUGGCAUUCGGCCUUAUUAUUACUGUUAACAUAACAUCCCGUGGGCACUGUAAACAGUUUUACAGUAGUAUAAUAAAUAGACUGCUCAGUGCAGUGGAUGCCAGCAGGGAAGGACAAUAAGGUGUUAGUGUGGAAGCUGCAGUACAAUGACUUUAUGAGAUCAGAUCUUAAAGCUAAGAAACACCCCCAAAAAACAACAAAUGUGAGAACAAAAUGCCAUAAAGGACACAAGAAUGGAGGCUCAAAGGCAUUACAGUAGGUGCAAAAUGGUCAGGUUUGUUUAAGAGGAAAUAAGGUGGAAAAAGGAAGCUAUACAUCCUGUACAUAGGCUCAGUUAACAUGCUGAAUGCUCGGUCAGGGAGUGGAAGGAGCAAUAAUGCAGCUCUGAAUACUGGACCCAGAGCAUAAUAUUAGACCGACUCUGAGUCAUGAGAGAGUUGUUCGCCCCACACUCCUCCACCCCAGCUGUCUCUGUCCAUCCAUCCAUCCCUCUCCCCCACCUAAAAAUACACUCCUGCUCUCACUGAGGAAAAUCCCAGUGCCUUGACCUAGCUUCAAACACACACACACACACACACACACACACACACACACACACACACACACACACACACACACACACACACACACACACACACACACUCUCUCUCUCUCUCUCUCUCUCUCUCUCUCUCUCUCUCUCUCUCUCUCUCUCUCUCUCUCUCUCUCUCUCUCUCUCUCUCUCUCUCUCUCUCUCUCUCUCUCUCUCUUAGUGGAGUCUUUGGCCCUCUGCAUGGAAACUAUUCCUCUGCAGUUUACUGGAUGAAACGCACACUUUUCUGGAUGACGCAGCUGCAGCUCAGGAAAUGACUCCACUCAUAACUCCAAUUAACAAGUGAAUUUUAUGAAUUAAUUGAAUUAACAAGAUCUUGCAGGAUUUUCAGGCUUGUUCCUGCAGAGCUGAUUAAAGUGGCAAACAGAUAAGGUUGUUCCUGUCACAUAAACACUCAGGAUCAAAGUCUGCAGGUAUGACUGUUACCUCAGAGUGAGAUAAAAGAGAGAGAGAGAAAAAAAGACUUUGCAUACCGCUGCAUCACCAGUGGACACUCUUUGCAUAUCCUGUCUCACUCUGAAGGAAAGAGGGAGGGUGAGGUGACUCUAGAGGAAGCAGAACCAUAUUACAACAACCCCAAGGCUUGAGUAAGCUGCGCUGUUUCCCUGUGGAUUUGUGCCAAAGGAGAAAGAAGAGAGAGAAACAAGUUGUCAAUGAGAGCUCCUGCAGUUGUUUGGUUGGAACUCAAUCUUCAUAUCAGGCGUUUCUAGCCUGUGUGAAUGACAGAGAGGAGACAGGGAGUCUGUUCCUCUUUGCUGCUGGUUUUAAUCGCCUGAUCUCUUUACAGCUGGAACUUUUCGGUACAUUUUUGUGAUUCAGUUUGUUGCCAAUGAGCGCAAGUCGCAGCUUGUGUGCGGUUCAUCAUCCUCUUCAUCAUCACCAGAAGCAGCAGAAGAGGAAGAAGAAAACCUUAUAAGGAGCUGGAUUAUUGUCGCGCCGAGGAUUUAUUGCUCUCCUUUGUUUGUUAGGUUUUAUUCUACCAAGAAGAAGCCAUGACAUCGGUUUGGAAAAGACUGCAGCGAGUUGGUAAAAAGGCUUCAAAGUUUCAGUUCGUCGCGUCUUACCAGGAACUUGUUUUGGAGUGUACCAAGAAAUGGCAACCAGACAAGCUGAGGGUGGUGUGGACCAGGAGGAACAGACGCAUGUGUUCCAAGCUCCACAGUUGGCAGCCCGGGAUCAAGAACCCUUACAGGGGGAUGGUGAUGUGGCCCGUCCCAGAAAACAUCGACAUCUCUGUUACCCUCUUCAAGGAGGCCAAUGCUGAUGAGUUUGAGGACAAAGACUGGACAUUUGUCAUCGAGGGUGAGAACAAGGGCCACCGUAAGGUUCUGGCAUCGGCUGACAUCAACCUGAAGCGCUUCGCCAGUCCCACACCGACCCAGACCGACCUGACGCUGAAGCUGAAGCCGCUGUCUGUCAAAGUGGUGGAGGCCACGCUCAAGCUGUCGCUGUCGUGUGUCUUUGUUCGUGAGGGGAAAGCCACUGAUGAAGACAUGCAGAGUCUUGCCAGCCUGAUGAGCGUCAAACCCACAGAUAUCGGCAACUUGGACGACUUCAACGAAAGCGAUGAAGAGGAGGACAAGAAGUCAGUGACUGCUGCAGUUCCUCACACUCUAACUCGCCCAAAUCGUCCUGCUCCUCCUCCACCUGACAAGCGAAUCUCCUCUGGACCCACUUUUCCAUCCUCAGCCUGCGGUCGUGAUGGAGGUCCUCCCAGUCCCGCCGUCACCUCCCGCCCUCCUCUCCCGACUGCUCCUCGCCCCUCGCCCCGUCGCUCCCGGCAUCCCUUCUCCACCGCCCCCGUCCAAUCAGAGACACAGCCUUCUCCCGGCCCCUCCCCUCAGCCCUCACCCAGGUCCAAGCAUAAAAAAUCUGCCAUCCCUGUUGUCUCAGAGGCUUCUGCUGUGUCGGCUUCUCUAACUGAACCUCAGACCUCCCAGGUCAAAGCAGAUAUUCCCCCGAUCCAGACUGCCUCCUCUGAUGUGUCCCUUCUUCCUCAAUCUCCUACAUGCUCUGAAUCUACUGUAGUUUCUGCCCCAGUGGAGUCUACUUCAGUAAAACCCUUAGUUCCCUUACCCAAUUCUGAUAAAAGUCCUGCAAUUUCAAUCACAGCCUCCCCCACGCUGUCCUCUCAGGCUCCCAGUGCAACCGUCAUCCCAUCUUUAACUCCCAAACUUCCCUCCCCUUCACUGUCAUCACCUGCUCCUGUUUCAACAUCAUCUUCCACAACUCCCCAAAAGUCCUCUCUCACUGUGUCCACCGCUCCGACCCAGAAGCCCUCCUCCACUCCCUCCCAGCCUCUUCCUCCCAAAUCCUCCUCCUCCUCCUCCCAAAAGCCCACCCUGUCCUCUGCAUGUCCAUCUACUCCCCCUCCUCCCACCUGGACCGUCUCUCAGCCUCCCUCCCUGCCCAGAAUCUUCCAGGCAGGCUCAGCAAAAGCUCCUGCCUCAUACCAGCAGCGCCCCCCAGAGGUUCAAACUGGGGAUGAUUCUGCUUCAGCUUCUGGUCGCUCACAUGUUUUCAGACCUCAGGUUGUCAAGUCAAUCGCCCGGCCCACCUCUCCUUCACCUUUUUCCGCUGAUGCUCCUUCACUUGUGCCGACACCACCUCUUUCAAAAUCUCACCCCUCUAGCUCAGAAUCAGCACCUCAUCUCCCCUGUCCUUCCUCCUCCUCACCCUCUUCAGGUGCUCAGCGUUCCUGGUUGACAUGUGAAUGUGCUCCAGGUGGUGGCGACAUUAGCCCCAUCCCUCUGUUGACCAGUCCUGAUCUGGAUGCUCUCUGUGACCCAGUGGUUAUAACCCGCCCCGCCUCCCUCCCACGCUCCUCACCCCCUCACCCCUCUUCUCUUUCCACCUCUACCUUUUUCUCCUCCCCUCUCACCGUCACCCAUCCUUCUGCUCCUCCUGCUCAGAUCAGCUCCAGUCAGUCAGGCUCGGCGUUCCCACUUACUCAGGAGGACAAAGAAAAAACCUCGGCAGUAAAAGAAACAACUCCAAGCCAAGGCGAAGAUUCUCGUCAAAAGAACCAGACAUUGGCAAACAGCAAAACAUCCAACCAGCCAUUCAGACCAGAGAUAAAGACGGCCAUCACAGAAAACAAACCUGGACCAGGAAAGAUCAGUCUUGCCCAAUCCCGCUCAGAGCUGAUCAUAGCCCCGCCCCCUCCUUGGCCCUUCUCCUGCAGUGACAGCUCCACCCCUCAGCAGCCCUCCACCACUGUUGUUGCGGCGUUUAUCACCCCAAAACAGCCAAAUGUUCAGGGGCAAACUGAUCUGAAAAAGCCAACCCAUGAGAGAACCCCCUUUAAGACCGAAAAGCCGCCUCUGGCAAAGCCUGAGCCCGACUUUGAUGAUGCCAUCUUUGAGUCCCUUAACCAGAGACAAGAAUCGGGGGGCUUGUUUCUGGAAGAGGGUGACUCUAAGUGUGAUACUAUCAAAAGGUGUCCUCCAGGUCUUGAGCAGAAAACCGAUGAAAAGGCGUGUAAAGAAAAGCCAGAGCAGUUAGAUGGAGCAGCGAUGGCGAAGGAGAAACAGAGGGAGGCAGAAAAUCAAAGGAAGCAAGAGGAGGAAAGUAGGAGGAAAGAGGAAGACAAAAAAGCAAUGCUCCUAAAGAAAGAGCAGGAGGAAAAAAGAAAACACGAGGAAGAGAAGAAGAGAUUAUUAGAAGAGGAGAAGAAGAGAUUCUUACAAGAGGAGGAGGAGGUCAGGAAGGAGAAAGAAAGGAGGAAACGUGAAGAGGAGAGACUCCUGAAGGAGAAGAGAGAUAAGCAGGAGAAACUGAGGGAGGAAGAGGAGAAGAAGAAGAGGGAGGAGGAAGAGAGGAAGAAAAGGGAGCAGGAGAGGAGAGUACUGGAGGAGGAGAAGGAAAAACUCAGAAGAGAGGAAGAGAAAAGAGCUGAGAGAGAGAAGUUCAUGAGGAAGAUGAAGGAGGAGGAGGAGAGAAGGAUGGAGGAGAGGAGAGUGCUGGAGGAGCAACGAAAGAGGCGGGAGGAGGAGAAAAAGAAGCUCCAGGAGGAGGAAGAGAGGAGGAAGAUGGAGGAAAAACGUCUGAAAGAGGAGGAAGAGAGAAAGAAGAAGGAGGAGGAGAGAAAACGUCUACAGGAGGAGGAACGGAAGAAAAAUGAGGCAGAGAAAGAGAAGAAGAUGAGGGAGGAAGAGGAGGAGAGGAUGAAAGAAGAAGAAAGAAAAAAGAGGGCAGAUGAGGAGAGGAAGAAGAGAGAGGAGGAGGAGGAGAAGAAAAGAGUCACAGAAGCAGAAGAGAUAAGAAAGAGGGAAGAAAAGGAGAGACGACUCAAAGAGGAGAACGAGAGGAUGGAGAGGAGGAAAAAAGAAGAGGAGGAAAAGCGGAGGAGAGAGGAGGAGGAGAAAAGACGUGAAGAAGAGCAGAGGAGGAAAGAAAGGCUCUUAAAGGAGCAGAAAGAAAGGGAGGAGGAAGAGAGGAAGAAGAGAGUAGAAGAAGAAAAGAAGAUACGACUGCAAGAGGAGCUGAGAAGGAAGGAGGCAGAGGAGAAAAAGAAGAAGGCGGAAGAAGACAGAAAAAGGAGAGAGGAGGAAGAGAAGAGGCAGAAAGAGAAAGAGGAGAGGAAGCUGAGGGAGGAAGAAGAGAGGAAAAAAACUGAAGAUGAACAAAAGAAGAAGAAGCUGCUGCAGGAGAAGGAGGAGAUGGAGAGAAAGAAGAAGAAGGACGAGGAGGACAGGAGGAGUAAUUUAGAUAGAGCAGCUCCAGUCUGCAGCCUGGAGGCCAACAGGUCAGAUGAGGACAAGCAGAAGAUGAAAACGACUUCUUCAGUUUCUCCUCAGACUCGUCUUCCUGCUCCACACCUCCCUCCUCUGGCCAAAAGCAGCGUUACAUCCGAGCAGCUGCCCUCACAGAUCCUCAGCCGAUCACAGGACAGAGAGGCUCCACCAGUUCCUAAACCAAACUCCAAAGAGCGUCUGGCACAACCCUCUCUCAUAAAGGAAGGUUCAUUGUCAAACAUUGUUGUCCCAGAAAAGAUCAUUUCACCUGACAUCCAUUCAGGCCCCACUGUUCAGCCAUCUUUAGAGGCCUUGGCACCGGUGCCUCCCCCACAGAGGAUGUCUGAUGCCGAGAUUCCUCUGUGGAAAGUGCUAGAAGAGAAAAAUGGAAAAGAUACGCCUGAAAAACUCUCUGCCAAGGAGGGUGCAAAACCUUUGUGCAGAGGCUCACACAAAGAAGACACUGCUGAGCUGGACACCCCCGUUAGACAGGAGGGCCAACAAACAACAGCAAAACAUUCAGAAACUCAUCACAUCAUCCCACCCACCCCUCAACCCGGCUCACCAGCGGUUAAAGAGGAGCCCAAAGAGCCGGAGGGACCCGGUCUCAAACCAAUGACCUCACUCGAGGUUCCCUCCAAGACUCUUGUACUGGAGCCGCUGCUGCCCUCACAACCAGAACCAGAACUGCGGCCGGAACAACAUCUACAGCCUUCAGGAAAACCACAACAGGAGGUAGCAGAUGAGGUGAAACCGGCCGUCGUCGUGGAUGGUGGUCAGGAGAGUUUCGUCGACAAAAAGGAGCCAGUGUGUGAGGCGGAAAAGCAGCUGUGGGCAGCUGUGGAGGAGACCACAGCGGAGGCAGGAGGGACGGAAAGUAGCGGGAACAAGGAAGAGGAGGAAGAGGAGGGUGUAGUAGGGGGCGUCCAGAAACACACAGAUGUGUGUGUUGCAGAGCAGCGGGAGGAAACGCCUGCUGGCUUCAUGUCAGCAGUAGUUGGGGUGUUGUACAGAGGCUACGAGACAGUCGCCUCCAUCCUGCACACGACCGGAUCAACAGAUGCAGGUCAUCCGCAGCCCCCUGCAGACCAACCAUGUCUGCUUACAAAUAAUGAAGACCAGCCAUGUUUACAUGAAGUAGAUGCAGAGAUCCCGUGUUUCUCGGAAGCAGAUGAUGAUCCACUGAUUCCUAUUAGUGUGGACAUUUCGCCACCCACAGCCUUUUCAGACACAGCAGAAUCUCAAGAAAAGGUUUCUCAAAAGAAACCGGAGACUUUACCGUCAGACCAGGCACAUGGACUGAGUCUGGUGGCGAGUCUGAGACUAGCCGCUAGUGAACAGGAGAAAGAGAGAGAACUGGAGAUGGAGAGAAGAGAGAAAGAAAGGAUAGAAAGCAUCAAGAGGGCAGAGAGGGAGGAGAAAGAGAGAAAGGAGAGAGAGGAGGCAGAGAGGAAAGAGAGGGAAAGGCUGGAGAAGGAACAGGAAGAGGCAAGAAAGAGGUUGGAAAAGGAGAGAAAUGACAGAGAAGAGAUGGAGAGGAAGGAGAAAGAAAGGGUGGCGAGGGAACAAGAAGAGAGAAAGAGGUUGGAAAAGGAGAGAGAAGAGAUGCAGAGGAAGGAGAGGGAAGAGAUGGAGAGGAAGGAGAGAGAAAGGAUAGAGAAGGAAAAGGAAGCGAGAAAGAGGUUGGAAAAGGAGAGAGAAGAGAUAGAGAGGAAGAACAGAGAAAGGCUGGAGAAGGAACAAGAAGAGUCAAAAAUGAAGCUGGAAAAGGAGAGAAAAGAGAUGGAGAGGAAGGAGAGAGAAAGGAUAGAGAGGGAAAAGGAAGCAAGGAAGAAGCUGGAAAAGGAGAGCAAAGAGAGAGAAGCGAUGGAGAGGAAGGAGAGAGAAAGGCUGGAGAAGGAACAAGAAGAGACAAGAAAGAGGUUGGAAAAGGAGAGAAAAGAGAUGGAGAGGAAAGAGAGAGACGAGAUAGAGAGGAAGGAGAAAGAAAGGAUGGAGAGGGAAAAGGAAGAGAGGAAGAAACUGGAAAAGGAGAGAAAAGAGAUGGAGAGGAAGGAGAGAGAAAGGGUAGAAAGAGAAAAGGAAGAAAGAAAGAAACUGGAAAAAGUGAGAGAAGAGAUGGAGAGGAAGAACAGAGAAAGAUUUGAAAAGGAACAAGAAGAGGUAAUAAAGAAAUUGGAAAAAUUGAGAGUAGAGAUGGAGAGAAAGGAGAGAGAAGAGGCAGAGAGGAAAGAGAAAGAAUGGCUGGAGAGGGAACAGGAAGAGGCAAGGAAGAGGAUUAAAAUGGAGAGAGAAGAGAUGGAGAGGAAGGAGAGAGAAAAGGAAGGGAGAAAGAGGCUGGAAGAGGAGAGGGAAGAGAUGGAGAAAAGGCAGCGGGAGGAGAGAGAAAAGGCAGAUGCAGAAGCAAAGCUGAAGAGGGAAAGUGAGGAAAGAAAGAAAAGGGAGGAGGAAGAAAGGGAAGAGAGGAGAAAGAAGCAGGAGAAGAGCAGAGAAACCGGCAAAGAAGAGAGUCUUCACAGCCUCUUAAACAAUCAAUCAAACAACGGGCCACCACUGAGAGAGGCAGAAUUAGAUGAUAUUGCAUAUGAUGAAGGACUACAGGUUAAUGUUGAAGAAUCAGUCAGUAAAUCUGAUCCCAAACUACUGAAGACGGUGGCACCAAAUGCUAAAGCCAGUUUGGUUUCAGCCACAGCAGCUGAUUCUGUCCCUGCAGCCAAACCAAUAAACGUUACAUCUGAGGAGUCUGUCAGAGCUGCUAAGAAAGCCAUGGACAAUCCUGGUCUGAGAUCAGUGAAAAAAGGCGCAUCCCAUCUUAAACAUGCUGCCAUCCCAGUGUGGCUGAGAGAGGAGGAGGACGAGGAAGUAGAGUAUGAGAGAGGACAGGAGGAUCUGGGCUCCGUCUGGCUGGCUGAGCUGUACAUGGAGGGGGAAGCAGGCCCAGGACAACCAUCCCUUCCUGUAGUGGAAAAGCCCUCCUCACCCCCUUCCAGUGAACAAACUCUUUACCAGAGCUUUACCAGUCAGCCCAAUAAACCUCAGUCCUUAGCUAGUCAGACUGACCGUCCACAUCCUAACCUUCCCUCGGUGUCUGAAGCAGCCAGUCCAACAAUCAUGGACAAACCUGCUCUCCAACAUAAUGAGACACAAGGACAGCCAAUCAAAGGACAGAGACAUGAUGCUGCCACAAAAACUGAUCGCAGCCUGGAGGUAGCAGCCAAUGAGGAGGGAGUUCAGUCUUCGGUGGUGCCUUGGCCCCUCCCUCCAAGCACUACCAGCAUCCCCUCGGACACACAACACACUAAGACACACACAAACAUUAAUAAGAUACACAAAGACACAAAAAUAGCCACAGACUCACAUAAGAGUCCUGAAACGAGGGUCGAAAAAGACACAAAGUUCCCAAAGGCCUCCAGUUUAAAUGAGGACGACACAAAGACUGACAGUCCACAAAUGAACACGAGUCUCUUCAAAGACCAGCAGCUUCAAGAAGAGGAAAGAUUAUUAUUGGCUAGACUUCGCCUGAUGUCAGGUGAUAUUUCCCCAGUGUCUGGCCCUCGUAGUAUGAAGCGGCUGGUGCCCGCCCCCGGUGAUAUCGACUGUGAUACUAUGGAGCUCAGAAACCAUUCAGACUCCCUGACUGACCUUACUGAACACAGUCAGCGCUCGAUUAUUCCCUGCUUUGAUGCUCUGCAGGAAAUAUCGCUAAAUGAGACAGAAGAGGAGGAUGUGCUAAAACACCGACCAGCUGACGUCCCUGACGGUGGACAGAAGAAACCCACAGCCACACACAUCACUUCUUUACAUCACUGUGAGAUAAAGACAUCUCGUCUUCCUACGUUACCAGAAGAAGAAACCUCCAACCUCAAGACGCCUGAGCCUGUUCCAGUGGUCAGAGAGGAGGCCGAUGGGAAGGACGACACCACUGAGGGCCUGGUCAACUCCAGCCAGUCGCUGCUCCAUUGGUGUCAGAACAUCACCAGCGGGUAUCAGGGGGUGAAGGUCACAAACUUCAGCACUUCCUGGAGGAACGGCCUUGCCUUCUGCGCCAUCCUGCACCACUUCCACCCAGACAAAAUUAAUUUUGACAAGUUGGACUCUCAUGACAUCAAGCUCAACAACAAGAAGGCGUUCGAUGGUUUCGAGGCGCUGGGCAUCUCCCGGCUGUUGGAGCCGUCCGACAUGGUUCUUCUGUCCGUCCCUGACAGGCUCAUAGUCAUGACCUACCUCAGCCAGAUCCGCUCACACUUCACCAACCAGGAGCUGAGCGUGCUGCAGAUCGAGCACAACAGCAGUCAGUCCAGUUACGGCCUCGCCCUCUCUGGUCCUGCUCCCACCAACGUCGAUGCUGCUGCUUUCUGCAUGGCCAGACUGAACGAAGGAGUGAGUCUGGAAGAAGGGGGAAGCAGCACGCUGGUCGUCCCGCCUCCGAGAUCCAAACGACUGGGUAAAGUGGAUGAUCCAGUAACUCCAGUCCCGCCACCGAGGUCGGUUACCAAGGGGGCCAAAUCUGGAUCAGCUCAGGAUAAUGACACAGGGACUAUUUCAGCAACAGAAAACACUAAUAAUACAGAGCUAAAGAGUGCAGCAGAGAAUCCACUUCCUAAACAAGAGGAAGAAACGAUGUGUCUGCAGGACACCAGCCAGUAUGUGUUGAGUGAGCUGGCAGCGCUGGAGACUGAGCAGAAGCACAUCGACAGCAGAGCUGCAGUGGUGGAGAGACGACUGCGAAGCCUCAUGGAGACAGGAAGUGACCGUGAUGAGGAGGAGAGGCUGAUCCAGGAGUGGUUUACUCUGGUGAACAAGAAGAAUGCUCUGAUACGCAGACAGGACCACCUGGAACUGCUACAAGAGGAGCAGGACCUGGAGAGGAGAUUUGAACUUCUGACCAGAGAACUACGGGUCAUGAUGGCAAUAGAAGACUGGCAGAAGUCGUCCACUCAGCAGCAGAGGGAGCAGCUGCUCCUCCAAGAGCUGGUGUCUUUGGUCAACCAGCGGGACGAGAUCAUCCGAGACAUCGACGCCAAGGAGAGAGGUGCACUGGAGGAGGAUGAGCGUCUGGAGCGAGGUCUAGAGAUGAGGAGGAAAAAAUACAAUAACAAAGAGAAAUGUGUUCUCCAGUGAGGACAGAAGAGAAGCACAAACAGCUUUUACUGCAGAGCCACUGAGGUCCCAUAAGAGUAUUUUUUAAAAAAUCUUUUUAUAAGAUAAAAACAGAUCUCUGAAGACUUCAGCUCUCUGUAGUUUCCUGUUUUUAAAGUGCCCUUAUUUUGCCCGUAAACUGUUCCGAGUCUGAGGCUGCAAAGUGUGUUGUUUCAAUAUUUUCUGUCUGUCUUAAUGUAUUAGUAUUAUUUUAAUUCUUUUCAACAGUUUUUAUUUAUUUAAGUGAGGUGUCAGAUUGUUGUACAUCUAUUGCACAUAUAUUGUGUUUGUGUGUAUAUUCUUCUGUUAGUUCAGUAUUCAAACACUGGCUUGUCCUCCUUUUCUCUGGGGGGCCGCUGUGUGGGGUGUUUGGGUUCCUCCUCGUCAUAUAUAAGGCCAAAAUGUGCCUUGUAACUUUUAUGGGAAAUAGUUUACAGUUGCUUAAGCACAUCAAGGAAUUUGUUCUGUUUGUAUGUUUCCACCCUAAAAAAGAAAAGUCUGUUCACAUGUCUGUCAAAUAUGUGAAAAUUCAUGAGCUGGACUCAAACCCACGAUGUUGCUCGUGCAGUUUUCAGAUUCACAUUGAGCCUGAAAACAGGCUCAAGGAUGCUCAAAGUGGCAUCCAGUUCAAAGCAUUUAUUUUAAGUUUGACCCUUGAAUCCACCGCAGUCUGUGUGGAUGUCACAGCCACGUCUGCUUGGGUCACAGAAAUGAAAGUAUUUCCUCAUUUCUGUGCUGUUUGACUACUGUAUGCAUGCUUUUUGAAGUGUGCCGUUAAAGUGGUACUCUGCUUUAAGUUCCGACUGUGUCCUUAUUAUACACUGUGUGCCUGAUGUCACUGUUUAUAUUUAUGAGUUUAAGAUAUUGAUAAAAGAUGUUGAAAAAUUAUUAAUAAAUAUUAUAUCAGUUGCUUA
Molecule: messenger RNA, 11612 nt
Organism: Amphiprion ocellaris (clown anemonefish)
Lineage: Eukaryota; Metazoa; Chordata; Actinopteri; Pomacentridae
Gene: ehbp1l1b
Product: EH domain binding protein 1-like 1b
Exons: 31
Coding region: 1816-10680 (2954 amino acids)
Molecular function (GO): protein binding
Source: RefSeq, a predicted model, not a curated record